AUGGGUCAAAUCAAACAUGACUUGCAAGAUUUGGUUGCCUUCCACUAUUUAGAAGCAAAUCAACCUCCUCCUCAUUCUCCAGGAGCGAAUUGUCUCUAUGCUCACAUCGACAUGGACUGCUAUUUCGUUCAAGUCGCUCUCUUAACGCGUCCCGAACUUCGCGACCGUCCCUGUGCGGUCGCUAGCAGUGAUAGUCCCCAUAGCGAAGUGAGUUCGUGCAAUUAUGUGGCUCGUUCGCGUGGAGUUACUAAAGGAGUGUGGAUGGGUCGAGCCAAAGAACUCUGCCCCGAUUUGGUGAUUCUUCCUUAUGAAUCGGAUCGGAUUCGCGAAAUCUCGCGGAAGGUGGUUUCGAUCGUGUUGGAAGUAACGCCCUUGAUCGAAAUUGGGAGCUGCGACGAGCUGUACUGCGACCUCUCCGUUUUUCUGGGCGAGGGAUCGUUUAUGAGCAAGCUGGAGUGGAUCAAGUCGUUUUUGUUGUUUGUUUGGCACUGUAGAAAGCAAAUCGAAACGCAAACUGGCUGUUCCUGCUCGAUUGGCGCUGGCCACAAUCUCUUAAUGAGUCGAAUUGCCACGAAGUUAGCCAAACCCAACGGGAUCGUGUAUAUUCCGAUGAACGAAUCCAAGAAUCGACUCGAUGAGAGCGGUGUGGAGAUUCUCCCGGGAGUCGGCCAUGUUUUGAAAUCGCAGCUUUCCGAUAUCGGAAUUCGAACCUGUCAAGAGUUGCGAGUCUGCGAUCGAAAGGAGCUGCUGACUCGCACCGUCGGUCCCAAAACAGCGAGCACUCUCAUCCAGUUCGCCAAUGGAGUCGAUUCUCGCCUGCUCUCCGUGGUCUCCGAACUCAAAAGUGUGAGCAUUCAGCUGUCCUACGGCGUUCGCUGCUCCAACCGAAACGACGUUCUCCGCUAUCUCCGCUCGCUGUGUUCUCUCCUCGCCGACAAAGCGGCCGCGCGCAAGGUCCAGGGCAGCAAGCUCGUUCUGAAGCUCUAUAAGAAGAUCUCCGGCUCCACGACGGUCAAGCAUUUGGGUCACGGACCCGUCGAUAUUCUGAGGUUCCCCUUUUCCUUUCUCCAUUCUCGCUAG
Blastocystis hominis is the source of this 1080-nucleotide messenger RNA. RefSeq lists its product as hypothetical. The record is from RefSeq and is a predicted model, not a curated record. Gene Ontology annotation, molecular function: deoxycytidyl transferase activity; damaged DNA binding; DNA-directed DNA polymerase activity. Gene Ontology annotation, biological process: error-prone translesion synthesis; error-free translesion synthesis. The coding region runs from base 1 to 1080 and encodes 359 amino acids. NCBI's taxonomy places the organism in Eukaryota, Bigyra, Opalinata, Blastocystidae. The transcript is spliced from 6 exons. Gene Ontology annotation, cellular component: nucleus.